AACAGGAAAAAUACACACGCACAGCUCCUUCCUAGAAUUCCUUUUUUUUUUUAAAUUCAUCUCGCGCGUGUCCCUCACUCGCUAUCCCCUUCGAAUUUCUAUUUUCUAAUUUGAUUGGAAUAAAAAUUUUAGCGAUUAUCUUCUUCCACUCGAUCCCCAUUCCGACUUUAAAUCUUCUUUUUAAGUUGAAGAAGAUAACACUGAAGCCUCCUGAAUGAUUCGUUUUACUCCUGAAAAGAAUGCAAUCUCAGUAACACUUCUGGCCUUUGCAUUGUGAAUUUUCUAAUGCGUGGAAGGGUCUUUCUUGUUUCCGGUGACUGCCCUUCCAUUUAGUCCACGUGGUGAUAUGGCUCUCCAGAAAUAUGUUCCCUCCAGUGAUUCUCCUCCUGUUAAGAUGAAGCCUUUGCGUUUUUCCACUAAGGUGCAAGCUCAAAUUGCAAAUGCAGAGACAAAUGAUUCUGAGAAGCGGGAUGCAGAUGUUGACCUCAGAGAAGUUUACUUUUUGAUUAUGCAUUUCCUUUCAGUUAGCCCUUGUAAAAGAACGUAUGGGCAGCUUUGGAAUGAACUGCUUGAAAACCAGCUUCUACCUAGAAGGUAUCAUGCUUGGUAUUCAAGGGCAGGGGAACAUAGCGGACAAGAAAAUGAUGAUGGCAUGUCAUUUCCUUUGAGUUAUGCGCAGUUGGUGCAGAGGAAUCCUCACAUUGAAACAGAUCACUUGAUAAAGCUUUUGAAGCGGUUGUUAUUAACUGCACCUUCCCAAUCUGAAGGCAAAAGUGCGAGACACAUUCCAAAUGCCGCUGAUGUUCCCACUCUUUUAGGAACAGGCUCCUUUUCUCUUUUGAGCUAUGAUGGCAACAAAGGAAAAAGUGAAGCCAAACAUCCUCCUGUUCAUAUGCGCUGGCCUCAUAUGCAUGCAGAUCAGGUUCGUGGGCUGAGUUUAAGGGAAAUUGGGGGUGGUUUCACAAGACAUCAUCGGGCACCAUCUAUUCGUGCAGCAUGUUAUGCCAUUGCAAAACCAUCAACUAUGGUGCAGAAGAUGCAAAAUAUCAAGAGGUUGCGAGGACACCGGAAUGCUGUCUAUUGUGCAAUAUUUGAUCGAUCUGGGAGGUAUGUAAUUACUGGUUCUGAUGACCGUCUUGUGAAAAUUUGGUCUAUGGAGACUGCAUAUUGCUUGGCUAGCUGCCGCGGACAUGAGGGUGACAUAACUGACCUGGCUGUCAGUUCCAAUAAUUUUAUGGUGGCGUCCGCUUCAAAUGACUGCAUUAUUCGUGUUUGGCACUUGCCAGAUGGACAACCAAUUUCAGUUCUUAGAGGACAUACUGGAGCUGUUACUGCCAUUGCUUUUAGUCCUAGGCCAGGCUCUGUAUAUCAGCUUCUAUCGUCAUCUGAUGAUGGAACUUGUAGGAUAUGGGAUGCUAGGAAUGCUGAAAUCCGUCCCCGGAUAUAUUUUCCAAAGCCUUCAGAUUCUUUAGCUGGAAAGAACAACUGUUCAUCUUCGACUUCUAUACAACAGAGCCAUCAAAUUUUUUGUUGUGCUUUCAAUGCUAAUGGAACUGUCUUUGUCACCGGUAGCUCGGACACUUUAGCUAGGGUAUGGAUUGCUUCUAAACCAAAUGCAGAUGAUUCUGACCAACCAAUUCGUGAGAUUGAUGUGUUAGCUGGACAUGAGAAUGAUGUAAAUUAUGUGCAAUUCAGUGGUUGUUCUGUUUCAUCAAGAUAUUCUACAGCAGACUGCUUGAAAGAAGAGAGUGUUCCAAAAUUUAGAAACUCCUGGUUUUCUCAAGAUAACAUUGUUACCUGCUCCCGUGAUGGCAGUGCAAUUAUUUGGAUUCCAAGAUCUCGAAGAUCACAUGGUAAAGUGGGUCGCUGGUGUAAACAUUAUCAUCUUAAAGUUCCACCCCCACCAUUGCCUCCACAACCACCAAGAGGGGGUCCACGCCAGAGAAUUCUUCCAACUCCUCGUGGUGUAAAUAUGAUAAUCUGGAGCCUAGAUAACCGCUUUGUCCUUGCUGCCAUCAUGGAUUGCAGAAUAUGUGUAUGGAAUGCUGCUGAUGGUAGCUUGGUACAUUCUUUGUCUGGUCAUACUGAUUCUACAUAUGUUUUGGAUGUUCAUCCUUUCAACCCACGGAUAGCAAUGAGUGCGGGCUAUGAUGGAAGAACCAUUGUCUGGGAUAUAUGGGAAGGCACACCAAUUCGAAUAUAUGAAAUCGCUCGUUUCAAGUUGGUUGAUGGAAAGUUUUCAUCGGAUGGGACAUCCAUUAUACUUUCAGAUGAUGUUGGUCAAUUAUACAUACUAAAUACAGGCCAAGGUGAAUCUCAGAAGGAUGCCAAAUAUGAUCAGUUCUUUCUGGGUGAUUAUCGACCACUUAUACAUGACACCUCUGGGAAUUCACUUGAUCUGGAAACUCAGCUUACUACGUAUAUGCGGAAUAUGCAAGAUCUUCUUUGUGACUCAGGGAUGAUACCAUACACAGAACCCUAUCAGACCAUGUACCAGAAAAGACGAUUGGGUGCUUUAGGUUUGGAGUGGAAACCUUGUGCUUUGAACCUUUCUGUGGGACCAAACUUCACUCUAGACCAGGAUUACCAAAUCCCACCCUUAGCAGACUUAGAUGCAAUUGCUGCUCCGCUGCCAGUAUUCUUAGAUGUCAUGGAUUGGGAACCAGAAAUUGAAGUGCAAAGUGAUGAUAAUGAUUCAGAGUAUAAUGUCAUUGAGGAGCACUCUACAGGAGGGGAGCAAGGAAGUUUAGGUUCUCUCUCUGGUGAUUCUGAGUGCAGUACAGAAGACAGUGAGAUUGAUGAUACUCAUAAAGAUGCCCUUCGCCGAUCAAAAAGGAAAAAACUGAAGGCUGAAAUUGAGUUUAUGACAUCUUCUGGUAGGCGUGUUAAAAGAAGGAAUUUGGAUGAAUGCGAUGGCAACUCCUUCAGUAAUGGCCCUAUUAGGAAAUCAAGAAAUGGAAGGAAAGCUUUACGGAGAAAGUCUUCUACAUCAAAAACUUCUUCAAAAUCAUCGAGACCUCGAAGAGCUGCUGCACGCAAUGCUUUACACUUCUUUUCUAAAAUAACUGGAACAUCAACUGAUGUUGAAGAAUAUGAUUCUGAAGGUGACUCAUCUGAGAGUGAAUCUAUGAUACAAGAUUCUUACGUUGAGAGUGAUGAAUCUGAUGGAGAUUUGCCAAAUGGACAAAUCAAACUUUCAAAAGGAAAAGAAGUUUUCUUUGGUGAGUCUGAGGAUGUUGCUAAAACCAAUGCACUUCCUGAAUCUCAUAAUGCUGCUGGGAAUAGGAGAAGAUUGGUCCUUAAAUUUCCUGCGCGGAAUCCAAACAAACUUGUACUACCUGAAAGCACAAUGGAAAGAAAAGUUGACAUACAGGAAAAUUCAAUAGGUCUGACGUGGAAAGCUUCUGAAGAAGCUACUGAAGGUGGUGUAAAACAUAUAAGCUCGCCAAAUAUGGGGUGUUCUUCUGUUGAUGCUAAAAAUAUCAUGAUUGGUAGAGUAAGUGGGCAAUCAGACAAGGUUGAAGAUAAAGAUGGGGGACAUGUGGCAAUUAAGUGGGGAGUAGUUAAGGCUCGUACUUCCAAACGUCUGAAAUUUGGUGAACCUGUGUCAUCGGAUGCAUAUACUGGAUCUACGCGAUGGCUUUGUGACCAUAAAGAAAAAGAAAAUGUUGCCAAUGGAUAUGUAGAACCAGAAAAGGCUGGUGCUACUGUAUCCCUGUGUACAGAUAUCAAAAUUUGCAAGGACGAUAUGAAUGGUAAGGUGACAAUGUCGGAGAAGAACCUUGGGAGUGAAGUGGAACUUCGGGAUGAUCCAACUCACGCUGAGGACCAUUCAGGUCCUAGUGAACAUAUAAAAUAUCCUGAUUCACCAAAAUGGGUUAACGGAUCUUCCGAGGAUAUGCAUACCCUAACUUCUCAUCUGAAUGGACAGCUUUCUGAGGUAAAAGAGGGCCAUAUGCCUAUUUCAACUAAGUUAAGAUUUUUGUCAAAAAGUACAACUAUUGACAAUGAAAAUCCUGGGUUGAAACUGAAACUAUCAAGAGGUCAUGCGAAUGGUGGAAAUGCCACUUUAAUUGAUAGCUCCUCAGAGAGGGCAAAGGACAUGGUUUCAGAGGUACCCUUAGUUGAUAGAUUCAAUGAUAUCUGUUCAGAUAAUGAACGUGAUGGGUUUAAAGAAUCAGAUGCCCAAGUUGAUAGAAUUCCCAUAUCAACUCCUCUUGAUUUGGUGGGGUUACAACCAGAUUCAAAAAAGAUGUAUAAUGUUGUUUAUCGAAGAUCAAAGACACAGAGAGAUAGGUCCAACUCAGAAAAUGCUGAUGCCAUGGUAGAAAGCACUAAAAUUGAAUCCAGCCUUGAUAGAAGUAUGGUAGGGGACCUCCAUGAGGGUUCAACAAAUGGGGCUCCUAUUAAACGGUCCUGCAGGUUGAAAGGGCAUGAAAUUCAAUCAGAAGAUGUACAUAGAAGCACCUGGGGUAGUUCUACAAAUGGAUCUCAACUUCCGAGUGAGGAAUGGGGAUCAAGUUCAAGGAUGGCAGUUGGAUCGAGGUCUACUAGAAAUAGGAGAAGAAAUACCUAUUUCAAUGACCCUAGUCCAAUACGGAAACCCAGUCAAUCAGCCAGAAAAGGGUCAUGGUUAAUGUUGACAACACAUGAGGAAGGGUCUCGCUAUAUUCCCCAACUAGGUGAUGAAAUUGUAUACUUGAGACAGGGACAUCAAGAAUAUGCAGCUCAUAUUGGCUUGAAGGAAGCAGGACCUUGGACUUCAUCUAAAGGAGGGAGCUUGUUAAGGGCAGUGGAAUUUUGUAGAGUUGAAGGGCUUGAAUAUUCUACGUCUCCGGGGUCUGGGGAUAGUCGCUGUAAAAUGACGCUCAAAUUUACAGACCCUUCUUCCAGCAUGUUCGACAGAUCAUUUAACUUGACUUUACUGGAUAUGACUAGUUUCCCCGACUUCAUUGUAGAAAGAACUCGCUUUGAUGCUGCUAUGAAUAGGGAAUGGGGCACCAGGGCUAAGUGCAAAGUCUGGUGGAAAGAUGACAGCGGAGAUGGUGGAAGCUGGUGGGAUGGUCGGAUUGUGACUGUGAAUCCCAAAUCUUGUGAAUUUCCUGACAGUCCUUGGGAAAGCUUAACUGUUCGGUACAAGAGCGAGCCCAAGAAUCCACAACUUCACAGUCCAUGGGAACUCUUUGAUGCUGAUUUGCAGUGGGAGCAGCCUCAUAUUGAUAGUAAGAUCAGAAACAAUCUACUUUCCACCUUUGCCAGAUUGGAGAAAUCUUCACGCGAAGCUCAGGAUCAAUACGCAGUAAAUAAGUUGAAGCAAGUUUCACAGAAGUCUAAUUUUACAAACAGGUACCCUGUGCCAUUAUCGAUCGAUGUUAUUCAGUGUAGGUUGGAGAACAACUAUUAUCGAACCUUGGAAGCAGUGCAGCACGAUAUUCAGGUCAUGUUGUCGAACGCAGAAUCUUACUUUGGGAGAAACAAAGAGCUCUUAUCUAAACUCAAACGCCUGUCCGAGUUCUUUUCGCGGACAUUUUCAUCUUUGCAACCUUCAUAGA
Hibiscus syriacus is the source of this 5552-nucleotide messenger RNA. Its product is annotated as bromodomain and WD repeat-containing protein 3-like. Gene Ontology annotation, biological process: regulation of cell shape; cytoskeleton organization; regulation of transcription by RNA polymerase II. Gene Ontology annotation, molecular function: protein binding. NCBI's taxonomy places the organism in Eukaryota, Viridiplantae, Streptophyta, Magnoliopsida, Malvales, Malvaceae. The transcript has 25 exons. Bases 347 to 5551 code for a protein of 1734 amino acids. Gene Ontology annotation, cellular component: nucleus. The record is from RefSeq and is a predicted model, not a curated record.